Molecule: messenger RNA, 323 nt
Organism: Ceratitis capitata (Mediterranean fruit fly)
Lineage: Eukaryota; Metazoa; Arthropoda; Insecta; Diptera; Tephritidae
Gene: SLIRP2
Product: SRA stem-loop-interacting RNA-binding protein, mitochondrial
Exons: 1
Coding region: 22-279 (85 amino acids)
Molecular function (GO): mRNA binding
Source: RefSeq, a predicted model, not a curated record
CCUAGCUUAAAUAUAUUUAAAAUGUCUGCAGCACGCAAUACUUAUAAACUGUUUGUCGGUAACCUACCAUGGACCAUUGGCCAAAGAGAGCUGCAAUCUUAUUUUUCCAACUUUGGGCAUGUUUCGAACGCUUCUGUUGUUUUUGAUAAACAGUUGGGUCUCUCAAAAGGCUAUGGUUUUGUGACUUUUAGUAACCGCGAUGGGUUUAAUAGUGCCUCGAAUAAAAAUACUCAUUCCAUCGAAGGGCGGGUGCUUAGCGUGCAGCCUGCAAACUCUUAAAAUUAACCGAAUAAAAAAUUAAAAUAUAUAUAAUAUGUAUUGAA